Molecule: messenger RNA, 4153 nt
Organism: Prionailurus viverrinus (fishing cat)
Lineage: Eukaryota; Metazoa; Chordata; Mammalia; Carnivora; Felidae
Gene: SLC23A1
Product: solute carrier family 23 member 1
Exons: 16
Coding region: 444-2366 (640 amino acids)
Biological process (GO): transmembrane transport
Cellular component (GO): membrane
Molecular function (GO): transmembrane transporter activity
Source: RefSeq, a predicted model, not a curated record
AACCCACUGACUGUGAGAUCAUGACCUGAGCCGAAGUUGGACGCUCAACCGACUGAGCCCCCCAGGCGCCCCUACAUGGAGUGAUUUAGAUACACUGCAGCACAGUCUGAGUGCAGUGGAUCCAUUUGUUUGUGUACCUGAAACCAUGUACAACAUAUCUGCCUUGUUUCUGUGUGUGUGGCAUGUGGCUGGGUUGAACUGAAUGUCUGUGGGACUUGUGCACCUAAGUGUAAGGGGUGGAGCUCAGUCUCCAUAGCCCCCUGGGGAGUACUGGGGUGGAGAGAGGCAGGUGGGGAGGAAAAUGCUAAGGAGAAGUUUGGAAGCUUCAAACUGGUCAGACGACUUUGGGAAACCUGGCAGCAAGAGCCAAGAAGGGAGAGGAGAAGAUAGGCAGACAGAGGAACAGCUGGGGACUGGAGAAGCUGUGGGAUCACGGCUGUGGGAUGAAGCUGCUGCCCAGGUGGAGAGCACUGCUGCCUGUGGGUCCUUGGAACAGGGCCUGGCCGUGGGCACAGCAACCCAGAAGAACCGCUCACACCUGUGCCCCAAAGAUGAGGGCCCAGGAGGACCCCGAGGGCCAGACACAGCAUGAGUCCCUGGGCUCAGCAGGGACCUCCACGAGGGAUCCCACGAUGUCCCUGCCUACAGAACCCAAGUUUGACAUGUUGUACAAGAUUGAGGAUGUGCCACCCUGGUACCUGUGCAUUCUGCUGGGCUUCCAGCAUUACUUGACAUGCUUCAGUGGCACCAUUGCUGUGCCCUUCCUCCUGGCUGAGGCACUGUGUGUGGGCCGAGACCAGUACAUGGUCAGCCAACUCAUCGGUACUAUCUUCACCUGCGUGGGCAUCACCACCCUCAUCCAGACCACACUGGGCAUCCGGCUGCCGCUGUUCCAGGCCAGCGCCUUUGCAUUUCUGGUCCCAGCGAAAGCCAUCCUGGGCCUGGAGAGAUGGAAAUGCCCCCCAGAAGAGGAGAUCUACGGUAACUGGAGUCUUCCCCUGAACACUUCUCAUAUCUGGCACCCACGGAUAUGUGAGGUCCAGGGUGCAAUCAUGGUAUCCAGCAUGGUGGAGGUGGUGAUCGGGCUGAUGGGGCUGCCCGGGGCCCUGCUCAGCUACAUAGGGCCUCUCACGGUCACCCCCACGGUCUCCCUCAUUGGCCUCUCUGUCUUCCAAGCUGCUGGCGACCGAGCUGGCUCCCACUGGGGCAUCUCAGCUUGUUCCAUUCUCCUGAUCGUCCUCUUCUCCCAGUACCUGCGUAACCUCACCUUCCUGCUGCCUGUCUACCGUUGGGGCAAAGGCCUCACUCUCUUCCGCAUCCAGAUCUUCAAGAUGUUUCCUAUUGUGCUGGCCAUCAUGACCGUGUGGCUGCUCUGCUAUAUCCUGACCCUGACGAAUGUGCUGCCCUCAGACCCCACAGCUUAUGGAUUCCAGGCACGAACGGACGCCCGAGGGGACAUCAUGGCUAUUGCGCCCUGGAUCCGCAUCCCCUACCCCUGUCAGUGGGGCCUGCCCACAGUGACUGCGGCUGCUGUCCUGGGAAUGUUCAGUGCCACACUGGCCGGCAUCAUUGAGUCCAUCGGAGAUUACUAUGCUUGUGCCCGCCUGGCUGGUGCACCACCCCCUCCAGUACAUGCUAUCAACAGGGGCAUCUUCACGGAAGGCAUCUGCUGCAUUAUCGCAGGUCUGCUGGGCACAGGCAACGGAUCCACCUCGUCUAGCCCCAACAUUGGCGUUCUAGGGAUUACCAAGGUGGGCAGCCGGCGCGUGGUGCAAUAUGGUGCGGGCAUCAUGCUAGUCCUGGGCACUGUUGGCAAAUUCACCGCCCUUUUUGCCUCGCUCCCUGACCCCAUCCUGGGGGGCAUGUUCUGCACCCUUUUCGGCAUGAUUACGGCUGUGGGGCUAUCCAACUUGCAGUUCGUGGACAUGAACUCCUCUCGCAACCUGUUCGUGCUCGGAUUUUCCAUGUUCUUCGGGCUCACGCUGCCCAAUUACCUAGAGUCCAACCCCGGCGUCAUCAACACAGGCAUUCCUGAAGUGGACCAGAUUCUGACUGUGCUGCUGACCACAGAGAUGUUUGUGGGUGGGUGCCUCGCUUUCAUACUGGACAACACAGUGCCAGGGAGCCCAGAGGAACGAGGUCUAAUACAGUGGAAAGCUGGGGCCCAUGCCAACAGUGAGAUGUCUACCAGCCUCAAGAGCUAUGACUUCCCCAUUGGGAUGAGCAUGGUAAAGAGGAUUGCCUUUCUGAAAUACAUUCCUAUCUGCCCAGUCUUCAGAGGAUUUUCAAGGUCAAAAGCCCAGCAUCCAGUUCCAGAAGACACUCCAGAUAAUAUACAUACUGGGUCUGCGUGCACCAAAGUCUGAAAAAUUACUUCUAGGAAAGGAAGCAAGGUUUGUAAAAGGAAAAGAAAACUACAUGGGGAAUGAGAAGACCCUAAGAUGGAAUUCCAGCUCUGCUCUAAACUAACUUCCUAUGAAAGCCUGGAUAAGUCACUCUCUUUGGAACCCUAUUUCUGCAUCAGUUAGAGGAAGAAUUGGCCAAAGUCUUUAAGAGCCAGUAUUCUAGAUCUCUAAAUCUUGACUUUCCUAAGCAGACAUGUCAGACAUUCCACAACAGGUGGAAAUCUGCCUCCACCAUAGUUGAUAAAGAUGAAAAGAAAUCAAGAUGUAUUACAGGGCCUGAAAUGUCAGAAUACUGGUAGGCUUUUAGAUUGAAUAUGAUCCCCCUAUGCCACUUACUUCAUGACCAAAGUAUAUUAAAUAACAUCUUGAAGCAACAAUUUAAUAUUAAUUUUAUAAUUUAUAUACAGCCAUUUCCUUGGACAGGACAUACUCUCACUUCUCUCAAAGGAAAUCUAUCUAAACUUUAAAAGUGUGAAGUUUAAAUUAAAAAAAGCAUUGUUCUUGAAUGUGCAAUCUUUUGGCAGCUACAAAAGAAUGAUAAGGAAUUAACAUAAUCUCAAAUAGACCAAGAAGAACAAGCCAGUUUCUAGACAAUGAAAUUGUAUUGGGUCCAGAUUAAAGUUAUACAUUAUGACCAGCAAAGGACUUCACUCAUCAGAGCAACCAGGAUUAUUUGUGGAAUGACUAAUGUAGUCAUAAGCAAGCAUAUCACAACAAACUAUUGAGAUCACACAUCUGCUCAACUGGGUUGUCAUUUACUACAACAAAUCUGUACUACAAUGUAAAUUUCAGUGUUCUCCAUACAGCCCUUUAGAAGAAUGGUUCCCAAAUGCCUGAUGGGGCAGGCUGGCAGUAUGCCCUAGGAAUGCUUUUUAUGCCUAGACAACUGGUUUGCAAGUCUGGGAUCUAGCUAAGGGACUUAUUUUUGGUUUUAAUCCUUCACAGGUAAUUAUGAUAUAUCGCCAGGUUAGGAAAUCAAUGCACAGUGAACAAAAAAUAACUGCAAAAAAUAUUUGUGAAUCCAGGAGUAAAUCCCAGAGAACUAUAUUGUAAAAGCAAGUAGAGACUGUCAAUAUGGACAGAAAGGUCACCAUUAUGACUUUAGAUCAUUUUAUCUUACUUUUAGCAAACGAUUCAUCACGUUCUAUUCUAGCACUGAUGCCUAUUUAUCUUAAUUCCUGAAAAAAUUUACUGCAAAUGUACCUACCGUCCCCAGCAAUGAGACAUAGAGAGUAGGUAAAAAUGUAAAUAGGUUUUUGUUCCUUUUCUGCCAAGAGCUUGUAAAAGUCCAUAUGAAAUCCCAGUUCCAAAUGGAGUUAGGGUAACUCAAUGAAAAUCUUGGGGCAGGAAAAAAAAAAAAUCUCCAAAUUUUCACCUUUCAGAUAAAAAUGUGCAAAUUUCGCCAAAUGUUUAAGAAAAAAAUUAAUGAGCAAAACUUCUUCAUCAAGCUACUUUUGUAUAGGCAAGUCACAUGGACAUACCAAUAUCCUAGAGUAAUAUAGUUAUCAAAACUAAAAGUAGUGGCAAGAAGUCUGGUUAGCAGUCUCAGACUAGCUCCAGGGUGUUGCCAGAAGUCACUCUAAGUCAUAAGUGAGACUGAGAGGCCCCUGCUUCCAUAGAAAGAAGCAGUACAAUUUCUGAAGGGGAAGAAAUGUAGAACUCUUGUUAAACAGAUACUGCUGGCUUUUCCACUUAAGGGAAAGAUGAGCUAGUUUUUUAAAAAGAUGAAAAAUAACUUUUUACCACAA